Messenger RNA from Grus americana (Whooping crane), 2393 nucleotides. It is a transcript of the gene GNPDA1, whose product is annotated as glucosamine-6-phosphate deaminase 1. Bases 237 to 1103 code for a protein of 288 amino acids. NCBI's taxonomy places the organism in Eukaryota, Metazoa, Chordata, Aves, Gruiformes, Gruidae. Gene Ontology annotation, molecular function: identical protein binding; glucosamine-6-phosphate deaminase activity. The record is from RefSeq and is a predicted model, not a curated record. Gene Ontology annotation, cellular component: cytoplasm. Gene Ontology annotation, biological process: D-glucosamine catabolic process; carbohydrate metabolic process; N-acetylneuraminate catabolic process. The transcript is spliced from 7 exons.
GGGCCGCGAUCACAACCGCCCGCGGGGUGCCUGCGGCGGGGGCCAGGCCCGGCGCUCACCGCCCACCGGCGGGGCGGGCACCCAGGGCGGCCCGGGAGGCGCCGCUGCCUCGGCCCCGCCCGCUGAGGGGAUCCCGGGCGGCGGCAGCGGGAGCGCGGCGGCAGGCAGACAGGCAGACAAGUAGCGGCGCUCGUCAGCUCGGCUCCCGCCCUGCCCAGGCGGCUCCCGGCCCCGCCAUGAAGCUCGUCAUCCUGGAGACGUACGCGCAGGCCAGCGAGUGGGCCGCCAAGUACAUCCGCAACCGCAUCGUCCACUUCGGGCCCGGCCCCGGGCGCUUCUUCACGCUGGGGCUGCCCACAGGCAGCACGCCGCUGGGCUGCUACAAGAAGCUGGUGGAGUACUGCCGGAAUGGGGACCUCUCCUUCAAGUACGUGAAAACCUUCAACAUGGACGAGUACGUGGGUCUCCCGAGGGAUCACCCUGAAAGUUACCAUUCCUUCAUGUGGAAUAACUUCUUCAAGCACAUUGACAUCUCAGCAGAAAACGUUCACAUUUUGGAUGGAAACGCACCUGAUCUGCAGGCAGAGUGCGACGCAUUUGAGGAUAAAAUCAAAGCAGCUGGAGGAAUUGAACUCUUUGUUGGAGGUAUUGGCCCAGACGGUCACAUUGCCUUCAACGAGCCUGGAUCAAGUUUGGUAUCCAGGACACGAGUGAAGACCUUGGCUAUGGACACUAUAUUGGCUAAUGCCAGGUUCUUUGAUGGCGACCUCUCCAAAGUCCCCACCAUGGCUUUGACGGUCGGAGUAGGCACUGUCAUGGAUGCCAGAGAGGUGAUGAUCCUUAUCACGGGAGCCCACAAAGCCUUUGCUUUGUACAAAGCCAUUGAGGAAGGCGUCAACCACAUGUGGACAGUCUCUGCUUUCCAGCAGCACCCCAACACUGUGUUUGUGUGCGAUGAGGACGCCACGCUGGAACUCAAAGUUAAGACGGUGAAAUAUUUUAAAGGUUUAAUGCUGGUUCACAACAAGCUUGUGGAACCCUUAUACAGCAUGAAGGAGACGGAAGCAGAAAGAAGCCAGUCUAAGAAGCCGUACAGCGAUUAAUCUCUCACCAUUCAGAGCAAUGCCGAACUGGCUUUUCUGUUGGAAACCAGCUGUGAAGAAAGGGAAUUGCUGCAGAAACUCAUCUCAUAAUUGUUCUUAAAUUAGCAAAAUGAUUAUGUGCUUGCUUCUCUCCAUUAAAGACAGAUGUAACACCUGCCUUAAUUAACCAGAUGAGGAUGGGAUCCUGUAUACUGUGUUCCACUAGCUUAUUCUCUGAAGGUAAAGUCAAUGGAGAGCAAGUUGUUUAAUCUACAAAGCAACUGUAACGAUGUGGACUGAAGACACCAAAAUGUAAAUGUGAAGAUCUGGGAAAGUCCAAUGCUGCAGAAACCAAAUGGGUAAUCACUUUGGGCUGUAUUCCUUGCAAUUACGACAAGUACCUUUUUGUGUCACUCCCCCUCCACAACACAGUCUGACAUUAAAGACAUUUUUAAAAGAGAACUGAGGUGGUUCAGCCCAGAGAAGGGAGAGCUUCAGCACGACCUAAUGGCAGCGUGCUUCACAGCUCCAAGGAGGCUGUAAGGAAGACGAAGCCAGGCUGUCCUGUGCACUCCGCGGUGGAGGAUAAGAGACAACAGGGGCUUGAGUUGAGACAAGAUGCUCCGACUGGAUGUAAGGAAAAACCAGCCUGUGGGGAUGGUCAAGGAGGAUGGCAGGUUGCCCAGAGAGGUGGCGCAGUCUCUCUCCGUACGAGGUUUGCAAGGCCUGACUGGGUGAAGCCCAGGCUGAACCCUGCUUUGAGCCAGAUGUUGGACUUGAGCCCACUUCUGCAAAGGAGAGGUUCCAGGCAGCAUUCACCAGCACAGUAUUCAUAACCUGUACGAUUUUAUUUGUUGUCACACAAGAAGCCUUACACAUUCAGUUUCAGAGUAUAAUUUUCUAUGCCCUGGUGCUUUAUCAUGUACUACAGAGGGUGGAUUUGUUCAGAUGAUUAAGCAGAAAUGACUUCUCACAGUGCUGCUCAGGCCUCUGUUGUUUGUGUCAGGGAAGAGCCUGAAGCAGUAAAUUCUCUCUCCCCCCUCCCAGUGCUUUACAUUGCUACAAGGAAAUGCCAAAUAUACCUCAGAGGAAACACUGUUCCCUCUGGCUGCAGCCUAUCUUUAAUUACAGAAGCCCCGCAUCGGCAUGACCCCACCAAAUCUGAAAUUUGAUUCCUGGGUUUUCCAUCAAAUGCUAUCACAUGAGAGGCGAGACCAACCAGGGAGCGUUUUAUUUUCUUUAUGCAGAAAUUUUGUAAGCUGUUGAUCUGUAAUGUAACUUUCUCCAGUAAAUGUCUUAAUUUUUUCUAAA